AUGUCGGCUGAAGAUUAUGAAGAAGAUGGAAUUAAAUGGCAAUGCGGUACUGAUGACCUCAGUAAAAUAAUGAGUGAAGCUAGUGUCGAACAAACCUGUCCACAUUUGAAAGCCCCAAUAAAUAACUGCUGUGUGGCUCAUGAUGACUGCUAUGACAAACAGCUGGGACAGCACUUUUGUGACGAUAAGUUCUGCAAAUGUUUAGAUGUAACAACAAAACAUAACAGAUCCUGCAAUCGAGGUGAGGCCGUUCUAUUCUGUGACUUAGUGAAGAAGUAUGGUGCUGGGCCGUAUGCAGCAUCUGCAACAACAGUAUCACCAUCAACAACCAAAAGGCAAGAUAAUGUUAUAAUGGGUAAAGCUCGAGUUCUACUGACUGGUUCUGGCCUUUCAAAACAUGCACCCUCCGCACGUCCAACACCUCCCACAACCAAAGAAUCCCAAAACAAUACUUCUACGGUUUCAUUCACUCAAGAAACUACGACAGCGUUACCGCACAGUACUACGGGGGGCACUCAGACUACGACGACCAGUCACGUUGAUGUCUCUUCCUACCCGAGUUUUCCAUUUCCUUUCCCUUACCCAAGCUGA
This is a messenger RNA of Enterobius vermicularis (human pinworm), 591 nucleotides long. NCBI's taxonomy places the organism in Eukaryota, Metazoa, Nematoda, Chromadorea, Rhabditida, Oxyuridae. The record is from the annotation of a GenBank genome assembly.